UCGGCAGAAUCCGCGGCGUCCGUAGAAAAUCUAAAUCCGUCCGAGCCGAAGAAGAGAGGCCGUCCGUCCGACGUCGGCCCGCUGCCUCCGAGAUUCAAGCAAGCCAGCGAUCGCGCCGCGCGGCAUAUAAUAAUAAAACGCGUCGAGUUUUUACCGUGCGCGGCGUUCCCCGGCUGUGCACGGAUCAACGUCGCGUUCUCGACCGAAAUCUUUUGGGAGAGACCAGUUUUUUUUACACAUCUCGGUCGUUCCCGACGAGGGAGCGAAAACCUCUCCCUGCAGGACUUCGUCACUCCGGCUGGAGAACGAUGAUUCGAGUGGACGAGACCGAUCCGGUCGGCGAGAUCGAGCCCAGCUUCCCCUAUCGCGACGUGGCGGUGAGGCAUGGUGUUCAAUUCGCGGACCAGUAUGACAUCGAAUCGGAAAUUGGCAGGGGUAAAUUCGGAACGGUCUAUAGAUGCAAGGAAAAGUCGAGCGGUCUUCACCUCGCCGCCAAAGUGGUCAACACCAAUCGCAAGGAAGACAGAAGGACCGUCGAACGGGAAGUCGAGAUCAUGCGGAGGCUCCAGCAUCCCCGGCUUAUACAACUAUACGACGCAAUCGCGACCGGAAACAACAUUUACGUAAUACUGGAACUGAUCACGGGUGGCGAACUGUUCGAGAGAGUGAUCGAUGACGACUUUGUCCUGACUGAAAGAAGCUGCGCCGUUUUUAUGCGACAGAUAUGCGAGGGUAUCGAGUUCGUCCAUGGACAGAACAUAUUGCACCUAGAUCUCAAGCCCGAGAACAUCUUGUGCCUCACGAAAGAGGGAAACCGAAUAAAGAUAAUAGACUUUGGACUAGCGAGGAAAUACGAUCCGAACAAGAAGCUCCAAGUUUUGUUCGGUACUCCGGAAUUCGUGGCACCGGAAGUUGUAAACUUUGACCAAAUCGGUUUCGGCACAGACAUGUGGAGCAUUGGCGUGAUCUGCUACGUUCUGUUAUCGGGACUCUCGCCAUUUAUGGGAGACACCGACAUUGAAACGAUGGCGAACGUGACCAUUGCAAAAUACGACUUCGACGACGAAGCGUUUGCCGAGAUAUCCGACGAGGCGAAAGAUUUCAUAAAAAGUCUUCUAGUUAAGGAUAAGGGGGGGCGCGCUUCGGCGUCGCAGUGCCGCGCUCACGCUUGGCUGACCCGGAAGAGCCCCCCCGCCCCUAGUCCCAAGAUUCCCUCUCAGCCGGAAGUAGUGCCGGCAAAAGAUAGCGAGAUCAGGAACGGGGUGAGGGAGGAGCUCGAAGUAACCAAGGACAAUCUGAGGCUGUUCGUGGAACGGUGGCGCGAGCACCCCGACAGUCCGUACGCGGUUGACGCGGCGUUUUGCCCGGGCUGCCUGCGACCGGAAGCAGCGGACCUUGGGGAGUCCCUCGUCGGCGGUCUCGAGUCGAUAUCAACGCGGGGUCAGAGUCCCUCGCCGUGCGGAAGCCUCUGGAGUUCCGGGGACUCGGUAAACGGGGACAACACGAUCCUGCUCACAGUACCGGGGUCUGGGUCGAGGGGGGCCUUUGAUAGGCGGGCCUCGGAGGGGACGGGGACGGGUGCCGAGAAGCAGCGGGAUCCGGCCGCUCAGAUCGUCCUCGCCGAGGAGAUAAUCAAGCUGUCCGAGCACCUACGCGCCAUCGCGUUGGGCCCACGUCUUGCGGGGACCAACGUCGAGGGGGCGGCGCCGCGUUCUCCGGCCGUGCUGGUCGAAUCCGCGUCGAUCGGCAGCCACCUGGAAGCGGGUGGAAGGCGGAAGCCGAGCGGCGUUGAGAGGAGCGCGGAGAUCAGGCCUGCGGAGCCAUCCCCGGCAGCUAGGGGAAACGAAAUAUCCGAAAAACUGUCGAGGAUCGUUAGGCAGAGAAAGACCAACGGCACAGCUUUUGGCGGGGUGGGAAAAUUCGCCAACACGAAGGAGGGGCCCGUCGACGUCACCCCUGGGUUCGGGCCAACGACCAGGAAGACUCGGCGCCCCCCGGAGCGAAGCGACGCCGUCCUCUCGGAACACCAGAACACCACGGCCAGCGUCAAAGCCGCAGAAAGGACCGAUUCCGGUUGGAGAACACGCGCCCCCCUAGUGCGGACGAGCUGCUUUUCCUCCUUCAACUCCUCCACGAUAUCCUCCUCCUCCUCCUCCUCUUCCCCGCAAAACUCGAGGCUGCAGGACGAUCGGACCACCGAUCCGAUGCCGAUCAGGGUGCCGCCCGCUGUAAACGCCGCGAAGGAAGUCGACCUGACGCCUCCGUGGCGUCGAGCGAAACUGCACCGGUUCACGGAGUCCGGUCGCGACGUGCCGCGGAUAUCGAAUCUCCGGGAUUUGCACCGGAACCUGAACCUCGACGAGCCAACGAGCACGAAGAAUCUACUUCUGCAGUUACUCGAGGAGUGGGACGACGGGCAUACCGGAACCCGGCAGAACGGCAUCGGCCGGAAGUCGGUCAGCCUCGACUGGUGCGGCGAAGAAUCCGUCGCCAGGCGCUCGAUGAACUCCUUGGCCGAGUACUUCCAGUCCGAGCAGCAAAAACCGCCCCCUGUCGACCCGACGCCCUCGGUUCACCGCUGACCGGGGGCACCGUCUCUCCCUGUUACUGCAAACGCCUCGACUUUUCGUUCUCUAUACCGGCGCGGCACAUUCGCGGCUUUGCCUUUUCCUCCAUUUCUACUGUUCUAGCCCGAACAAAAGCAAACAAAAUACAUAACUUAACGUAAUAGAACGAUCCUUCGUUCGCCAGCUGCUCGAUUCCCACUUGCCUAAUUAUUAACCGUAGCAUUGUACUUCCUCGUUUCGCCUAUGCGACUUACACUCUAGGAGGGUGUUUUCUACGGCUUGAUCGAUUGAUAUUGCACGCUGUAGGUAUUGUGGUUGGGUUAGUGAAUUUCGGUGCAAUUCACAAAUCGAGCAGUUUAAUUAACCCCUAUAGGACCGAAAGCCGAUACACCGGCUCGAAAGUUGUGUCAUCUUUUUCACCAUCCAACCCAAUGACAGUAACGGUAAAGGCUUGGUACUUGAAACUGGAAAGUUGAAAAAAUAUGUCAAGGUCCUGUAAGGGUUAAUAUCGAGUUAAUCAAAGCUUAUUGAUAAUGCACGGAAAUAUAGUUAAAUAAUAAAUAUAAUAUAUUAUAUAAAUAUACAAAAAGUACUGUUAUACACGUGUAAACACAGAAUGAAGGGUAUAUCGUAUUACCUGUACUAUAUAGUAUACAUGUAUUUUCCGUCGUUCAUAAUACGAGAGUUGUACCAGAAUUAAGGCAGAAUAAAGACUUUUUAUUCUUCGAA
Molecule: messenger RNA, 3296 nt
Organism: Neodiprion fabricii
Lineage: Eukaryota; Metazoa; Arthropoda; Insecta; Hymenoptera; Diprionidae
Product: myosin light chain kinase family member 4-like
Exons: 7
Coding region: 309-2582 (757 amino acids)
Biological process (GO): protein phosphorylation; intracellular signal transduction; positive regulation of apoptotic process
Cellular component (GO): nucleus
Molecular function (GO): protein serine/threonine kinase activity; ATP binding
Source: RefSeq, a predicted model, not a curated record